AUAAUGUUGAAGAGAAGGUUACAAUCCUCUGUUAACAGGAGAUAACACUUUAUAUAAAGUACGUGACAUGUCUUUACUUUAAUUUUGUAUUAUUAUUUUUAUUAUAACAUAGAAGUAAAUAUAUUCAUUGAUGCCAUACUCAUUUAAGUAACUGGAUUUAACAAUUUUUUUAGUGUAAGUAUUAUUUUCUUGAUAUACUUAAGUUUAUAUCAAGCUAUUCGCUUUCAUCUAACUGCAUAUCAAUACAAGGUCGUGUAAAAGCCUGGCUUGGAGAACGUUUAAAGAAAAUUAUCUGAUUUUAAAAUCAUGUGUAUACUUUAACCACUUUGCAUAAUACAGGAUUCAUGUUUGGCUUUACAAUACACGUUUUUUUUAAGUUUUUAGCGAAAUAACAGAAAAAGUGACUUUAAAUAUCAUUUCAACACUACAAGACUCACGUAUCUCUAUGUGCACUUCAAUGUUGAAUAAAAAAAAUUCAAUUGGCGCUUUUGUUUAGAUAAAGUAAAAUUGCGAUUCUUUUUAUGUACGAAAAUUGAUUUACAUCUACCCAAUUUCGAUUUUUGAAUUCGCUGUGAAUCUGAAUUGUGUAAAAUUUUAUUCGUUCAAAUUGUUAAAAAAAAAUUUGCAGUAGAGCGGAAUUUUCUACGAAACUUUUUAAAUUUCAAUUUCUCACUCCAGCUCGGGGAAAAAAUAGAUAUCGAAUUGUCACUUCAGCAACUGCAACGAUUCCUAACUCCGUGAUUAUUAAAGAAAAAAAAUAUAAUUCAGUUAAUAUUCACGAAAAAGCACAUAUAAAAUUUAAACAUUUUAUUAUCGAUAUAGAGCUUACCAGGAUGCCUAAAGAACACACUGAAUUGUUGUGCAGAAGAUUUUCAUAACUUGCAAAUAUGUAUUUAUAAUUUUCUAAAUAGUUUCUUCUAUAUUUUCAUUACUUAGUAAUACUUCCUCUAUCCGUAAUAACAAAUGUGCUAUUUCCAAUUCUAACACAAAUAAUAAUACAAAAAACUUAGUGCCGUAUCAAAAUCGUAGACUAUAACUUUUAAAAUUGAUAUGAGUAUGUUUGGUUUGAAUGUAGUUUACUUGCGGAAAAAUUUGCAAAAUAUCCAUAUACUGAAAACAUAAUUUAGCCAGCUUAUUCAUGUUUUUAAUCUAAAAGUAUCGACAGAACUCAUAGUUUUUAAAUGUUAUGAACAUGGAUAAAUUAUACGAAUGCAGUUACAACAAUAACUGUAAGGAAAAGACAAUUGUGCCGGUUGCACAAUAAUUAUAUUUUUCAACUAACCAUUCACUUCAUAUUGCUUCAAUGUCAAAAUAAACAUUUAAAUUUUGUCAUAGAUUUUUUCUUCCGUAUUGAAAGGUGAAAUACUGAAACAUUUACCAAAGCUACUAUUCGCGUUACGCUUCCUCAUAGAAAUAUAAUGAGAGUAUAUUAACAGCGAAUAUAUGGCAAUAUUCGUCACAAUGCGAGAUCAUUUUAGCGAAUCAGUUAUUUUUCAAUAUAUUUUGUUUUCUAUAAAGUACAUAAACUUUGGAAAAAUCUUUCAGAUUGGAAUUUUCCUAGUGUGCAAAAAUAUUCGAGUCAUUAAAUUAAAUUUAGAAUAUUAAAAUUAAUAUUAAAUAUAUUUAUUUGCAGUGCUCUUACUUAUCCUAUGGAUUAUUUUCUUUGUAUCGUUAACACUUAAGUACAAUUCAGUAUGAUCUCUUAAGUGUAUGCGACUUAUUCUCUAUAUAAAUGCGGGGGGGUUGUUCAGAAGAGUGAAAGUGUUGGAACUGAUAGUUUAUUUAAUAAUUAAAUUGUAUAUUAUACAAUAUUACAUCUUUGGUGAAAGCAGAAUUAAAAAAUCAGGGUACUAAAUUGAGACAACAAUUAAUGCUGUCAUAUAAAAAAACAAAAGUAGGAAAUAAUUGUUUGUCAUCAAAGACGAUAAUCACAUAUUCGUCACUGAAAGUUCAUUAUUAUUAUUAUAAAUUUCUUGUCAGGUCAUCACAUUUAUUUGCCCACAACUUUAAUUAAUACUGUAUAAAGUAUUAUAUUGCGAAAUGUGGUAAGCUGUUCCAAUAAUAUUGAUUCUCCUGCUGCUCCUAAUACUGAAGAAGAAUAGUAAUAUAUUGAAUAAAUUAUCUAUUGAAAUUUGCCUUUCUCUUUCUCUCUUUGUGAGUUUAAAUGGAUAAAAAAAACUUAACUUUUAAAUAUGAUGUAACGUGGGGAAAAAAUAAACAGUACAUUAAAGUAACACAUUUCUUAAAUAGAGGGAGACAUUUUUAAUAAAACAAAAAAAAGAUUAUUACUAAGUAUAACCACGAAUAGGGCGACCUUAUGAGGAAUGACUAUUGUUGUGUAAGGAAAGAGGAAAAAGAAAAACACUUUUGACCAUAAUAUUAUUUAGGUAAACGAGAAGAUGUUGGAGUAUUUGUAAAUUCAGCGUGUGAGUUAGAAUUUUUACGGAGAAUCCAAUUAAGAUUUUAACUAAAAGACAUUUCAAAAAUGAAAUAUAGUUGAUAACUAGUGAGAAUAAUAGACUCACUUGCCUUUCUCAUUUCUGCUUUGUUUUUCCGGUUCUUCGAUCCUCGCAAAUACAGUGGUGAAAGUAGUUAUUAAUAUCACAUUUUGUAACAUUCGCAAAGUAUUUUUUGAAAUCUUUUGUUAAGAAAAGAUGUCAGAAACGAUUUUGGAAUGUCAAUAUCACAUUUUCUGGAACUAUGCACAACAUUGAAUAUCUAAUAUAACUUUAUAUAUAAAUGCCCUAAAACCCCCGUUAAUUCCGUGAAAGGAAUUUAGAGUACUUUGGUAAAUUUGUCUUAGUUACCCAUUAUGACUUUUGUGUAAUUUAUUAACAACUCAAUUUACCAUAGUAGAUAGUGUGAAUAAAUAAUUUCUUUGGCACUCAAAAUUAUGUUUGAAACACUCCCGUAUAAGCUUCCUUGUUUUUCAUGAAAAUUUUAUUCGUUUUUAUUAUUUAAAUUUUGUUUAUUAAUUUUGAAUUAUUUAUUUGAAAAUACAUUCACUUGGAAGCAAGAGAUAAGAAAUAUCUAGAACUAGUCAUAUUAAAGAAAAAAAAACAUGAAUAGAAAGAAAAAUCGUACGGAAAGGAAGAAAUAAAAUUUAUUAUAACGCAUAUCCAUGUCGUUUAUUCUCCUCCUUUUUAUAUUUACAUAAUUAGGGUAUUAUUUAUAUUUAAAAUGAUAAAUAAGAAGAAGGAUGAAAAUAUAAAAAUAUAAUUAAGAUUUUAUCUAUACAGAUGAUGCCCAAAAUUGCAUUGAGUUGCAAUCUCAAAGCAUACAUUGUUCUGCUCUAAAAUCUACAUACCUCACAUUGCAAUGAAAAAAAUCCUCAAAAGCCAAUAAGUAAUAAUGAAUAUGCAUUGUGGGAAAAUGUUAGAAUGAUGAUCAGUUCCGCUUUCAGUCAUAGUCAUUAAGGCAAAAAUAUGGAUGAAACCAAGAAAAAAAAAUAUUAGCGGAAAUACGCGUGAACAUACAUGGAAUAAUUAAAGCCGAUGUUAAUUAAUAUUUAUUGCUAUUUAUUGAGAAAUAAUAAAAAAUAUAUAUACAAAAAGGUCAAUAUUGUUUUUCAAUUAUUUCACAAUUGCUAUAAUCAGAAAACACAAAGCGCGGAAAAUCAAAUGUUCUUCAUUCACACUCUACUAUAUACUUCGGGAUAACGCACUUCCCUAUGAUGAAUGAGGUCAGCGACUUGCGUGUUCAUGGAUUGUUCCAUUCCAUUUCAGCUUUGAGAAGAGAUCAGCAAAAAAGCGUAACAGUUUUGACGAAAGAUCAACCCGACCGAAAUUUGCUGAAUCAUUUGACAGUGUGUGGAACGGCAGUCAUGACGCAACGAGUGUAUACUCUCUGAGUGAAAAAAGAUGCGGAUCAUCCUCAAUUAAUCAGUGAUUUAAUAUUUAAUAUUUUGAUUUUUCACGCUCCAAGAUCAUUUUCAGUUGACUGAUCCUAUUUUUCGUCGAUUCGAGAGUAAAUCACUUCCACAUCCUUUGAACCUGCACACAUUCAAGCAAUUCGAUUAGAUAAUGGAUAAAAUUGUUGCAAGAUUUUGAUAAAAAAGCAAGUUAAAGAGUCCAGGCUUCAAAUUGCUGUAAACCAUAUAAUAUAAUAAUAAUAAUAUUAAUAAUAAUAAAUUUAUUCAUCCUUUUCUGUGUGCGGCUGCCGCAGGCUUCAUUGCCGAUCUCCCCGAGCAAACGGCAGAAAGCUCUGUUCUUCGGUCGAAAAUGCCAUUUGGGGGGAAAAACUAGUUACAUGUUCUGGUUCGUGGCCUUACAAUUUAAGUUGCUUGAAAACUAACUUUUCUACUUUUGAAGCCAGUGUGUUACACAGAGGAAUGGAGUAGUAAAACAGCAAAACUCUAGGAGAGUUGAAGCGCUGCACACUAAAGUGUGCAGCAGUAUAGUGUACAGUAACAGUAACACAACAGUAACAGUACAGUGUCUGAACUAUAUGGACGAUCCGAGCAUCAAGCGCGCAUACGCAAAUAAUGUCGUCAGACCACUAAUUGAAAGGCAUUGGAGGGUUUUGACAGAUUCUGACAGUAGGUGUCAGUGAUAUUCAUUCUAAUAAACUUAAUUCUGUUGUCUAUGAAAACUCGCUAGGAAAGUUGUUACCUUGUGCUUCAUACUUAAUGCGGUGAGCUUAAGUAAUUGGCGUGCAUAAAAGUCUGUGCAAUGCCGCUUUUCGGCAAGAAAGAUUCAAAUAAGAAAGUUAAGGGUGGUCGCGAUGUGCGUGAUGAGCGUACUCCCGCUAUAGAGGACAAGUACGUGUUGAAGGAGUUGCUUGGUACAGGUGCAUUCAGCGAGGUGCGCCUCGCAGAGUCACGAGAUGUACCUGAACAACUUUUUGCCGUAAAAAUUAUAGACAAAAAGGCGCUCAAAGGCAAGGAGGACUCGUUGGAGAAUGAGAUAAAAGUGCUGAGGAGGUUCAGUGCCAACCAAUGUGAGAGCGAUGGAGUGAUCAACGGGCUCUCGCACCCCAAUAUUGUUCAGCUUCUGGAGACGUAUGAGGAUAAAGUAAAGGUGUACUUGGUUAUGGAGCUGGUCACUGGUGGUGAGCUGUUUGAUAGAAUUGUUGAGAAGGGUAGUUAUACAGAGAAGGAUGCUUCUGGGCUCAUUAAACAGGUAUUGGAAGCAGUCGCGUAUAUGCAUGAACAAGGUGUUGUCCAUCGCGACCUUAAACCCGAAAAUCUAUUAUACUAUUCGUCUGACGAAGAUAGCAAGAUAAUGAUCAGUGAUUUUGGAUUAUCUAAGAUGGAAGAGUCCGGUAUAAUGGCUACAGCUUGUGGAACACCAGGUUACGUCGCACCUGAAGUGCUAGCGCAGAAGCCAUACGGGAAGGCAGUAGACGUGUGGAGCAUUGGAGUGAUUAGUUAUAUCCUUCUAUGCGGUUAUCCUCCGUUUUACGACGAAAAUGAUUCCAAUCUGUUUGCGCAAAUACUCAGGGGUGAGUAUGAAUUCGACUCACCGUAUUGGGAUGAAAUCAGUGACAGCGCUAAGGAUUUCAUUCAGAAUUUAAUGUGCGUGAAUGUUGAGAAACGCUACACGUGCAUACAGGCUCUUGCCCACCCAUGGAUCUCAGGCGAUGCGGCGAGUAGCAAGGAUAUUCAUGGUACUGUAUCCGAGCAGCUUAAGAAAACUUAUGCAAAAUCACGUUGGAAGCAAGCAUACCACGCUGCUACAGUGAUUCGGCAAAUGCAACGAAUGGCUCUUAACAGUGGGUCUGGACGCGUGAGUGCAACUGAAGAGUGCGUAAAUGGAAGUUCUGCCUCAAAGUAGGCCCAACAUUAUUAUAAUGCUUAUAUAUAUUUAUAUGUAUAAUGUAUAUAUGAGUGUAUAUAGAUGUAUGUAGACUUUGAACUUCAUAAAAGAGAAGUAGUUUAACUAUGACUUUUAGACUAGUCUAUCUUUUGUACAACAAAGAGUGAAAAAUAAGCAAAAUGAGAGUAGUUUUGCCACUAAAUUCUCAGUCUUUCUGUUAAGUAUGCAGACAUACUUGUACAUAAUAAUUUUUAGAAAAUAAUGCACGGCUGUAAUGUGCAGGUUUAUUGCAACACAUGACGAAAAGGGUCUUGAUAAGAAAUGUGAGACGUAACUGAGUUAUUUAGCUAAGCAUUGUAUUUUCCUAAAUGUAACUAGCUGUAGGUAUUAAUAACUCUACAACAUAUAUGUAUGCCGUGACAUUUCGCAUUUUGCUAAGUUUUUUUCUUUUUCAUAACAAAGCAAUUUUUGUUCCCUUUGAAACAUGACAUGGUUCUGGUACUGGGUCACUAUAUCAAGUCUAUUUAGUGUUGAAAUUGGAAACAAUCUAUGAAUCUCUAUGAGUUUUCAUAAAAUUAGGAAACUAUAUUCAUGAUUUUAGUUCAUUUUAAUCUCUUUCAGUUGCGUAAUUACUUUGAAUCACUACCUAAAGAAAAGUUUACUGAUUUGAAACAAAACGUAAUCCGCGUCAAAAAGUGUCGAUAACUACAACGCGAAAAACUACUCGUCUCCUAGGGUAUUAAAUUAAAAUAUUUGUUUUAAAAUCCUACUAUAACUUUAAAGAGGAUAUCCUAAACUUAAAUUUUACACUUUGAAAUUCAAAAUGAAUGACUUAGUCGUAUAGAUUUACAUAGUGUUAGCGACAUUUUGGUAAUUAAUUUUCAACACUAUGUACGUUUAACAUCCUUGGCUAUGGCAAUGGAUCGUUCUCUGAUAUUUUUCAAUCAGAAAUGGUAAUAUCGGGUGAUUACGGAAUAACCAGUAAAAUCCUUAACUCAGAUUCACUGAAGGGACGUUUUAAUAUUGUGAAAUACAUUUUGAUUAAUGCCUGCUGCAGGAGGAAUUCCUUUGAGCGUAACUAAGUUAAGGGUUCACUGGCCAUUUUGUCCUCAUCCAAUGCAUAAUUCUCUUUUCAUUAUUCUGUGGGCAUAAGUAUUCCAAUUAUACACAUCCAUUUGCAAGUAAAGUUUAUACAAAAAAUAAUAAAGAGCUUUACCACCUUUCUGCUCUGGAGGUUGAUUGUUAACACUUAGACAUUGAUGUGGUAUGAAAAUACAGCGAGUGGAUAAUAAAAUUGGCCACUCUGUUCUUGAAUCAAACAAUACACUAACCGUUAAACAUACCAAUAAAUAUUCUUAUAAUAUAUGAGAUCGCCGUUUCAUAAUUUAAUUAUGGCUAAAUAAACUUGAGAGAAGAUAAAACAUACUAAACAAAAUCCUUAAAUUGUACUUUCCAUGGAUUUUGUUAACUUGUGACUCAGACAUCAAUGAAAGCAACCUACGCUCGCAAAAGAAUGUUAUUAUGACCACAAAUAAAUAUAUUUCGAUGCUUUAUAGGAAUUUUCUAGUUAUUCAGAAAUCCACAAAAUAUUAAUGAAUUCCAACGCUAUUACUGUCAUAAAUUUUUAUUGUAAAAUAUUUUUUGAGGGUUAUCAACAAAAAAAAUUGUUUUAGCAUUUUUAUACAAUUUAUUAUUUAGUUUUAUAAAUAUAUUUUCUGAUUGUUAGACUAUUGCCGAUGGAAUACAUGAGGCUGAUUUAUACAUAUAUUCUGUGAUCUUAAUGCGGUAGGUGAUCUUGUUUUUUAAUUUUUGAAAGAUGCUAGGCGGCACCUAAUUUGUACAUAGUGUUUUGUUUUCUUGAAUCUGUGCCAUUAUUUAAAAUAUGGUGGCCUAAGCAGAUGGCAAUAAGAACUCGAAGCCAAAUACGAAAAAAUAGUUCUGAUCUGCGCGGGACUAAUGAUCAUCUAACAGCCUCUGCAGAUCAUAUCAACACACACAUUCUCUAACAUAGCAUUAAUUGUUUGUAAAUAUUGCAACUGAUCCUCUCCUAGACCUAUCUUUACUUAAAAGAAAAAAUGCAAAUGCAUAAGACACAUAAUUCAUCAAUUUAUGAAUACUAUUCACGAUUUAGCAGUAAUCGUUAUAUCUCAAAAUUAUACUUUAAGCUAUAUUGUAACAUUAACUGUUAUAGCGAAGUCUAUAAGCGGUGUAGAGUAUUUGGACGACAAAUAUAAAAUAAAGAGAAUAAAUAAAAAUAGCUAAGAA
Messenger RNA from Phlebotomus argentipes, 8021 nucleotides. RefSeq names its product calcium/calmodulin-dependent protein kinase type 1-like. The record is from RefSeq and is a predicted model, not a curated record. Bases 4671 to 5774 code for a protein of 367 amino acids. Gene Ontology annotation, biological process: protein phosphorylation. Gene Ontology annotation, molecular function: ATP binding; calcium/calmodulin-dependent protein kinase activity; calmodulin binding. The transcript is spliced from 5 exons. NCBI's taxonomy places the organism in Eukaryota, Metazoa, Arthropoda, Insecta, Diptera, Psychodidae.